This is a messenger RNA of Schistosoma mattheei, 225 nucleotides long. NCBI's taxonomy places the organism in Eukaryota, Metazoa, Platyhelminthes, Trematoda, Strigeidida, Schistosomatidae. The record is from the annotation of a GenBank genome assembly.
AUGAAAGAAGAAAGAAAAAACUUAAUAUUGGGUUGUAUCGCUAUUACCGGGGGAAUUUUGAUUAAUUUGACUUUCGGUUACUUCUACACUGUUGCUAAUAUGGUACCCUACAUAAUGGGAUAUGUACAAACAGCAAUAGAUCCUUAUAUAUCCAAUCAAGCUUCCAUAUGGCUAUCAGCUAUUGCUUUAGCAGUUCAAGGGAUUUCAAUGCCUGUCGUGGCAUAA